AUGAGCUUCUUAAGCAAAUUAUCAGCAUUAAAGAAAAAGACAGAAAAUGGCACGGUAGACAGAAAAAGUAUUACACCAACUGAGCUACCUCCUUCAGAAGUAUCUCUACUGCCGGUAAAAUACUCAAGAUCUGAAGAUCCUGCUGUGAAACGACUUAAAGAAUUAAGAAGGAAAGAAAAUUUGAAGAAUAAUAUUACCAAGAAUAAGGCAGCAUCUAGAUCAGCUACUUUAACAAGACAGCGGUCUUCAACAACAAGUAAAAUUGAUAACUCCACUGAGACUACAUUUAAAAGGAAACCUGGUCAAAAUACGAAAGCCUUUAGCAAUCAAGGUCAAUUAAAAAAGAAGCCAACUGCGCUGAAGAAGAUUUCUUUUGAAGAUCUAAUGAAACAGGCAGAAAGUAAUAACGUUCCGAAUAGCAAUGGUGAUCAGUCUUUAAAAAAUGUGAAUAAUAAAAGACCGUUACUUACAAAACCAGGAUUUAAGUCUCGUAAAGUAACAAAACCGAACAUGAAAAAUGUACGGAGAUCAGAAGUUUCUGUGACACAUCGUGCUGAGAACAUCUCUAAGAAGGAUAACGGUCCAGUUAUGGUAAAAUUACCGACCAUGGGAAUUGCUAAACCGAAUGCUAAAUUGAUACAAAAGAUGAAGCAUAAAAAUUCGAAAGGAAAGGGUUUUGGAGAUAGAUAUGGAAAGUCCAGUCAAGAUCAUUAUGAUAGCGAAGAAGACAGUGACCUGGACGAUUUUAUUGAUGAUGAUGAAGAUAAUGAUGGCUACGGUGAUUUAGAAGCUGCAGGAGAUCCUGGGUACAACAGGGAUGACAUUUGGGCCAUUUUUAACAAAGGAAGACCAAGACCAUCUCACUCUUAUUACGAAGAUGACGAUGGAGACAUGGAAGCGAAUGAACUAGAGAUUAUGGAAGAAGAAGAGGAGGCUAGAAGAAUGGCAAGGUUGGAAGAUAAACGUGAAGAAGCCUGGUUAAAGAAGCAUGAGGAAGCUAAAAGACUUCAAAAGUUGGGCAGAUAG
Messenger RNA from Tetrapisispora phaffii CBS 4417, 1026 nucleotides. It is a transcript of the gene SPT2, whose product is annotated as Spt2p. Gene Ontology annotation, cellular component: nucleolus. The coding region runs from base 1 to 1026 and encodes 341 amino acids. The record is from RefSeq and is a predicted model, not a curated record. The transcript has a single exon. Gene Ontology annotation, molecular function: DNA binding; histone binding. Lineage: Eukaryota; Fungi; Ascomycota; Saccharomycetes; Saccharomycetales; Saccharomycetaceae. Gene Ontology annotation, biological process: nucleosome assembly; regulation of DNA-templated transcription.